AGCGCCUCUCGGAGACGGAGCGGCAGGCGCCCGCUGUGGACAUCCCCAAGGAAGAGUCCAAGGCGUCCGCUGCGUCCGCACCCUCGACGACCUUCGCAGCCCCAUCACCGGACUCCGGGAGAAAGCCGUCUGAAAAGCGAUCCGGAAGCUUGAGCCCGAGAGAAACGACGUCUCUCAUCUCGAGAUUUGAGUCCAAGAUGGCGUCCGCGGGCUCCAUGCUGAGCGGGCGGCGUCCCCGCUCCGCCGUGUCCAUGCCCGUCACCGCGCCGGGCACCCCGAGGACCGUGUCCAGGGCCUCCCUCGCCUCCCGCGGCUCCAGGGGGUCCAGGGGCACCUCGCAGACCGCCGACUACGGGCUGUCCCCGGGGCUGCAGCAGCUGAUCGCGCGCCUUGUCCAGUCCAAGGACGGGGGCCUCAUCGCGUACCUCAGCGCCAUCCCCGGGGAGCCGCACAGCGCCAACAAGCCACCCGCCGCCGUCAACAAGCUGCAGCAGAAGGGCGCCGUGAAGCUCCGGUCCAUCAUGAAGAUCAGCAAGCCCCAAGUCCGAUUCGAGCCGACGUACAGGCUGGACCCGCUGCGGCCGUUCCGCGGCGACCGCGCGCGCUCCCUGGUGCAGCAGGCGUUGGAGGUGGGCGUAGCGGGUGCGACGUACUCGGAGCAGUGGGCCACGGACGCCAGCCGCAUCCUGGCCGCCUACAUCACGCAGUGCGUCAAGGGGCUGGACACGUACGCGCCGUGCAGGUACAAGAUCGGCACCCAGGUGUCCGUGAUGGAACGGCACUCUCAAGGCGUGCGCACAGAGCUCGGCGUUCUCUGGGACCCGGACCGGGACCGCUUCAUCGCGGCCAGCGUGGAGACCACGACGAUGGUGGCCUUUGCCGUCGUGUACGCCGUGUACUGGGACUGACCCGCACCGAAGAGAACGCGCCCCUCCUGACUCAGCC
Molecule: messenger RNA, 945 nt
Organism: Frankliniella occidentalis (western flower thrips)
Lineage: Eukaryota; Metazoa; Arthropoda; Insecta; Thysanoptera; Thripidae
Exons: 5
Coding region: 198-908 (236 amino acids)
Biological process (GO): microtubule-based movement
Cellular component (GO): cytoplasmic dynein complex; cytoplasm
Molecular function (GO): dynein intermediate chain binding
Source: RefSeq, a predicted model, not a curated record